Molecule: messenger RNA, 1146 nt
Organism: Scutellospora calospora
Lineage: Eukaryota; Fungi; Glomeromycota; Glomeromycetes; Diversisporales; Gigasporaceae
Source: the annotation of a GenBank genome assembly
AUGUCUGCUAAUCUGUUUUCUAACGUUUGCCAAAUUACAAACAAAAGUGAUGACCCGGAUACAUUUGUGCUUAUAGAUGCGAAUCAUAAAGUAUCAAUUCAUGUUGUUGGAUGGGUAAUAUCUGCAAUAUUUACAAUAGAAGCAUCUCUGAUCGCCUUUUACCAAAUGAAACAACAAUGGAAAUAUUAUAAUAGACCUGAACAUCAACGAUAUAUAGUUCGUCUAAUAUUUUUGGUGCCAAUGUACACAAUUAUGACCUGGCUUUCAUACUUUUUCUUGAAAUAUUCUGUAUACUUUAUAGUAAUACGAGAUACCUAUCAAGCAUUCGCCACUCAUAGUUUCUUCAAUCUCCUACUAAACUCAUUAGGAGAAACUGAUGGCGAUCGAAAAGAAGAAUUACGUAAAUUAUCGGAUAAUUUACAUAUGAAACACAAAUCAGAAACAUUAAAAGUAUAUACAUUUAUAAAUUGUCCAUAUUUAACCCCGAAAUAUCUAAAGAAUUUAAGAUUUGGAAUUCUACAAUAUGUGUUUAUAUUAUACUUUACUACUGGAAUUGGAUUAGCGUUAGCGUUUAUUGGAAAAUAUUGUGAAGAGAUGUUUUCUAUUUAUUUUGGUCAAAUCUAUAUAGUGAUUAUUCAAACUAUUUCUGGAUUAGUGGCUAACUUAAGUUUGAAUAUGUUAUCCAAACCAGUUACGGCGUAUGUCCAAUUUAUAGAUUCUGUAGGUAGACAAAAUACAGACAAAAAAUUACAGAAUCAGUUAUUCUGGAGAGGUAUUUGUGUCUUUAUGGCGCUUUUCGUGAUCUCAUAUCAAGGUCAUGCGAUUAGUAUAUUUAUUUUCCUUGGUAAGAUUACUCCGACAACAUAUUGGACACCACUCGACAUCUCAAGAGGAAUCCAAGCGAUCUUAGUAUCAAUAGAAUUGUUCAUAGUAGCAUUACUUCAAGUAAAAGCAUUCCCAUAUCGUCAAUAUCGUCCGGAAAAUCGGCAAACAUCUUCAAUAUUUAAAUCAAUGAUUGAUUCGAUGAAUCCGUUUGAUUUGAUUAAAGAGUGCCUAUUUUAUAUAUUUUGUUGUGGUAUGCGUAGACGUGAUAAGAAUAGAAAUUCUUAUAAUACUAGGGAUUCUUAUUUGUCACAUCGUUCAUGA